AUUUAAUUUAUAGUUAUUUUGUUAAUAUAAGCAAUACAGUGUAUUCAAAUUGUAGGACUAAAUUGUAAUACAAACUAAAGUAGUCUUACUUGUAAGCAAACAAAAUGUCAGAAAUGCUUAAGAAUUUGAACAGAGAAUCACAAAACUCUGAAAAUAGGGUCUCUGUUGAGGAUCAGCUAAAAGUGUAUGAAUUAUGUAAAACACAUUUAGGCGGCCAUUGGAGUGAUGUUAGUGCUGAUCAACUGGUCAUCAAACGCGUUACGGGCGGUAUAAUAAACAAAUCAUAUUGCUGCAGUUUGCCGCAAAGUGCUCAAACCGGUCAUGAUAAAGUGUUCAUCAGAUUUAACGUGGACUGUACUAGUAGAUUUUUGGAUAAGACACACGAAUUGGUGGCAAAUAUAUUUGCAUCGCAAACAGAUAUAUCACCAAAAAUAUUAGGCAUAUUUGGGAAUGGAUUCAUCACUGAAUAUAUUGACUGCCAUUACUUCACUGCCGAGGAUGACCUGAACCCUAGAUGUGUGGCACUGUUAGCCAAAAAGAUGGCAAAAAUGCAUUCACUAGACGUACCCAUAGCUAAGGACAGCCACCAAUUCCUUAUGAAAAACUAUUGGGAUUUGUUUGCGGCGCCGGUACUCGAGUCCUACAAAAAGGGACACAUCUAUGAAGAGAUCCAAAGACACAAAUUGCAGACAUUUAUGGAAAUGGAUUUAUGCGAUGAGAUGUCGUGGGCUAUGGAGGUGUCG
Molecule: messenger RNA, 743 nt
Organism: Oppiella nova
Lineage: Eukaryota; Metazoa; Arthropoda; Arachnida; Sarcoptiformes; Oppiidae
Source: the annotation of a GenBank genome assembly